Molecule: messenger RNA, 4096 nt
Organism: Nothobranchius furzeri (turquoise killifish)
Lineage: Eukaryota; Metazoa; Chordata; Actinopteri; Cyprinodontiformes; Nothobranchiidae
Source: RefSeq, a predicted model, not a curated record
AAGUUGCUUUUGGCAUUUCAGUUGAACCAGCUUAACAAGUGUGGAAGUGAAUUUCAUGUUGGAAAAACAACAAAUUCUUUAUUUUUCUGAUGCCUCUUUUGCCUCCAAAGCUCACUAAAGUUUUUGGACUUUGAUGUUUUAAAUCUUUUCUAAGUUUGUAAAGUGUUUUUUCUGCCCUUUGUGGUAUUUCACCAUCUCAUUCACUGGCAGACUGACUCACUCUCCUUAUUUCCUCCAGAUGUGCAGCAGUUUACAUUUCCUGAGGCCCAGGAUUGUGACAUUUCAGCCCUUGCACUGCUGUCUGUUCUGCUGACGAACAUGAAUUCAACAGUUUCUGGUGUGGUGACACUAAUGGUUGCUGUUAAAAGCUCCAGUUUCUCCUCUUUCAUUCUAAUAAAAGCCAUUGCCUUCUCUCCGAGGUGCUUGUUAAAGCGUAACCGUUUAACUCGGGUCUGCAGGGAAGUGCUGACAUUAGUGGUUUUAUUAGCGGCUCUGGGUGAUGGACAGGAACAAUCAUGUGUCAGGCUUGUGCAAUUUAACAAGUGCUAAAGUUUGUCUUUUUAGGGGCCUGACGACACAAUCAGCAUGCAGUGAUUUUUACAUCACAGAUUAUUCUACCAACACUGACUUCCAAACCUUUAUGAGGGACAGUUAAAUUCAGGAUUUUAUUCAGGAGUUUCUAACUCCUUAAGUUAAAAAUUGCUUGAAUUUGAAUAAAAUGAAAUGUUAAACGGGACUCUCCCUUUUCCAAACCUCUUAAUUAAGCAGGUUUUAAUAAACCAUUUAGCCACCCACAUGUCCCACUGGAGACUGUUUAGGCAAUGGUUUUUAACCCCGCGCAAGAAAAGGACUUCCUUUUUGAAAAUCUAAUCUAAAAGCCAACGAGAGGAGUUGGGAUUAUUUUCUGUAUGAUCUGGUGUUAGUAGUGACCUUGUUGGUCACAAAGCUGAAAUGAACUCUCUAACCUGCAAGUGCGCUGGAGUUCUAAUUCUGUCACUCUGGUUUCCUCUGGAUCCAACUUUUUAGCUUGAUUGUGUUUUUUGCAUCCUCUAGUAUUAGAAAUGUAGGAUUUCCUUCUUUUACUGAAAUGUUUAUAUCCUGAAACAGACCCAGUGAAACUCUUUUGCACUUGCCUAGCUGGGCAUCACGAGAUCUGUUUCCUCUGUUGGCGUAAGAUUAACCUUUUAAGUGCUCAACCUUUGCCCAUUUCUGGACUUUGGUCUUCACUGCAGUAGUCGGGUGGUCUUCACUGCAGUAGUCGGGCUUUUUUCUCUGGUUCUCUGAAGCAGUGUUACCUCUGGAGCUGCUUCUAAAGACAAGAGAAGCAUGUGUGGGUGUUGAAGAAUCAUCAGAUCGUCGCUCGACAUCACUACCCAAGAUCUCAAAGUUGCUGUCUGCAUUACCUCAGAUUGCCACUUGUCCAGUGAGGUUGACCCUCCCCUCCCUCCCAACACACACACACACACACACAUACACACACACACACAUCAUGUCUGCAGCAGUGGAAAACAGCGUACCAGUCUCUGCUGAUCCCAACACCCCACCUACAGCCCCAAGCACCAACACCCCACCCAGCUCCCCUGCGUCAGCUGCAACCAAGACUUCGCUCAAGAAAGAAAAAAAGAAAGCGCCUGAGAAGACAGAUGAGUACCUGCUGGGAAGGUUUCAAGGAGAUGGAGUGAGGUACAAAGCAAAGCUGAUCGGCAUCGACGAUGUCCGGGAGGCUCGCGGAGACAAAAUGUGCCAGGACUCCAUGAUGAAACUGAAGGGUAUGGCGGUAGCUGCUCGGUCUCAAGGCAAGCACAAACAGAGAAUCUGGGUCAUCAUUUCCAUGUCGGGUAUUAAGAUCAUCGAUGAGAAAUCAGGAGUAAUUGAGCACGAGCAUCCGGUCAGCAAAAUCUCCUUUAUUGCCAGAGAUGUAACGGACAACAGGGCAUUUGGAUAUGUGUGUGGAGCAGAAGGACAGCAUCAGUUCUUUGCCAUUAAAACUGCACAACAGGCCGAGCCACUUGUCAUUGACCUGAAAGAUCUUUUCCAAGUCAUCUUCAACGUGAGGAAGAAAGAAGCCGAGUCCUCACAGACGGGUGAAAAUGGCACUGCAGUAGUUGAGAAUGGGAAGGCCAAUGAUGGAAAACCUGCCCAGCCAGUGGAGCAGCAUGACCUUUUUGGAGACAUCACGACUCCUCCAGACAUCCAGGUUCCAAAUGAUUCUAACGAAGUUCUAUUGUUGGACUUCUCUGUGGAAGUUGACAGCAAUCAAAAUUGCAUAAAGGAUAGCUUCUUUCUCUCUUCCUGUGACCCAGACUAUAAGGCAGCCCUCCAUAAAGACAUUUCCUUUUCAUCCACUUUCGGCUACUUCCCAGCUCCAGAUGGCGACCCCUUCAGAGACGAUCCCCUUUCUAAAUCCCCCACUAGUUUUGUACCUGAUGACUCCCUCACCACUAAUGACCUACCUAACAGCACUGCUGACGGCACAAACAAACCAGUUUUUAAUCAUUUGAAUAGAGACUCUGAAAAUCUUCAACAGAAAAACGAGUUGUCCAGUAAAUCCAUGAUCCUUGCUCUCAGUAAUGGACAGUGGCCACUUGGGGGCAGCAUAACUCAGGGCACCUCAAUAACAAUGAUGGAUGGGAGUGAAAGUCAGCAAGCACUCGCAACCAAAAACCCAUUCCUCGACUCCUCUAUGAAAACCUCCUCCAUCCUAAACAGCAUACUGACCUAUCCAGAACCAGCAGCGACCCAUAGCAACGACUCGGUUGUCAUAAGCCCGCCUCCUCAGAACUCGAAAUGUGGACGAAGUCGAAGGAGUGCAAAGUCUGCAUCAAGUGAGCUGUUUGGAGCCGAGCUCUUCACUGCUCCUACUGAGCAGGCUUCCACUCCAGGCGACCUAUUCAACAACAUGCCUACAAACCCCACUCCCUCCUCUAUAGCUGCUCUGGGGAACCUUCAGUUGGGCCCACCUGCUGCCCUGAACGUCCCUGCUGCAGGCAUGUGGGGUGCCCCUGCUGCUUCACCCGCCAUGUUCCCCAUGCCAGGAGUGACUGCUCUGGUUGGCACAACCCCCGGCUUUCCACAACCCCCUGCCUUUGGCGCUCACAUGCAAGCACCAGCCUGGGGGCAACAGGUGAUGCCACCGUUUUCUCCACCACCACAUUCUCCACCCCAGCUCCAAUGGGGUCAGCCUGUUCCACCCAAUCCUUUCCAGCCUGGCCCAUUUGUAGUAAUGGGAGACCAGCAUGGCCCAUCCCGCCCCCCUCCUAGGCCACCUGCUAAAGAAGUCACUCCACGAGUAGAGAACAGCGCCUUUACAGCUUUGGAUCCCCUCGGAGGUAAAGGGGUAAAAACCGGAAAGGACAUGUUCAAGGACUUUCAGAUCGCCAAACCCCCUGCUAUCCCAGCUAGGAAGGGAGAGGUCGCUCCUUGCUCUGCUCCUCCACACGGCAACAAGGAGUCAGGAGCGUUUGAUCAGUACUUCUCCAAUAAAGUGGGCCUGGCUCAGGAUGCAGCAGACCACGACGACUUCGAUAUCAAUCAGAUGUCGGCACCUGACGCUCCAAAGCCAUUUUCGACAUUGACUCCUGCUCCAGUUGCUGCCCCAGCUCCAUGUUUUGCCCCUGACCUUGAUGCUGCCUUCUCUUCUGCUCCAAACUCCAAGAGUUCAGCCCCGUCACAGGGACAGGACAUGUUUGACCAAGCAUUUGGGACCCCAGAGACAAACCCGUUUGGUGCACCACCUGUAGCUAUGCAGAGUAAUUCUGCAGGCCAGACUUCAGGCUCAACAGAUGCUUUUGGGGAUGUUUUUGGAAAUCCUUUUGCUUGAACACAAAUUUGUCUCAGUGAAAUGAGAAAAUGGAACUCCACAUGAAACACACCAAUGGGACAAGCUGCUUUGUGCAAGACAAUCCAAAUGAACUCUUCUUAUUCUUGUCCCCGAAACAUCCUUUUACACUUUUGGUUUUGAUAAGUUUGUAUUUGACUGAUCCACAAUGUAAAUGUUAUGUCAUGAUCUGCUGGGGCAAAAAAGUGGUGUGAAGAAUGUUUAGUUCACUGCUAAUGCUGACUUUGUUAAAGAAAUAAAUCAUUAUUAAUGCAACAA